UCGUCAUCUCAGCCAGCUCUGACCAUCCUGAAAUACUAACUCAGACCAUCAUCCCAACCAACCCAAAACGACGUGAUUAGGCAACAUUUUAGAAGGAGAUGAAUAAACAAGAAGGCAAGAUAGACCACACCGAAUGCUCUAGGUUUGAAGGACAGAGGAAGUGAGGUACUGUGGGACACUCGCCUUCAAUGGCUGGCGCCUGGCGGUAAGGGUGUGUUUGUUGUGAGUGUGUGAGCUGCAUCACACCGCUGCCAACCCUCACACCACGCCAAUCUUUAACAUUUCUCUGCAGCCUUCCUCGAAUCCCUAUAACGACGAGACUCAGCACGCAAGGGAUCAGAGUGGGCGAGUUUGGCGCGUGCAUGUGUAGAUAAAUGCUGGACAUAAUGUGGCAUGAAGCAAGAAAGCAAGAACGGAAGAUACGGGGCAUGCUGGUGGACUACAAGCGGCGAGCAGAGAGGAGGAGGGAAUAUUAUGAAAAAAUUAAACAAGACCCAACACAAUUCAUUCAGCUGCAUGGCCGCCCUGUCCGCAUCCACCUGGACCCUGCGGUGGCCAGUGCCGCAGAGGCACCCGGCAGCAUGAUGCCUUGGAGAGGUGAUGCAGAUUCCAUGAUAGAUCGCUUUGAUGUGCGUGCCCACUUAGAUGCUCUGCCACCACUCUCAGUCACCUCCCCCAAGAUGACAGCAGAAGAGGACUGGGAAGAACGUCAGGCAAACUAUGAGCGUUACCGCAUCCUCAUCCAGAAUGAUUUCCUUGCAAUUAAGGAAGAGAAAUUUCUGCACCAGAUUCGUCUGGAGGAACAGUUUGGACCAAUCGUGAACAAAGCCAUUGAGGAGGAGAAGAAAGCAUUGGCCCCCAAGAAGGCAGCCAUUGCUUUCACCUACACAGAAGAUGCUGACCCAGAAGAAGAGAAGAAACCUGACUCCUCCAGUGGUGAUGCUGUCUUGACAGAGGGUGGGGAAGAAGCAACUGGGGAUGGCAGUGAUGAGGAGAGUGAUAGUGACAUUGAUCUUGAUCUGACAGUGGAUGUGAUGUCACUGUCCAACACACAGCAACAGGAGAUGAACUCCUCAGGGGUGGAGUAUGGGCUGAAUCAAGAUGACUUCAUGUCCCUCAUCAGCCGGGACUUGCAGGAGGCUGAGGAGCUGAGGGUGGCCAAGGAGCAUGAAGAUGAAAAGGCCAUGUAUUCGGGCCGCAAAUCUCGCAAAGAAAGGCGGGCAUUAAAGAAAAAGCACAUGGACCGAAAGUUUAGUCCCCCAAGCUAUGCCGCACGAGCCAGUCCCACUUAUGCCCCAUACCGGAGGUCUUCCUCCCACUCCAAGUCCCGCUCCCCAACUCCUCCUGGAGCAGGAACCAUCAAAUUCAUUACUAGCUUUGGAGGAGAAUCAGAUGGUGCUGGCUCUGAUGAUGAUGGGGUUACUGGCGUCAUCAUCCUUCCCAAAGGUGACCGAAAUGUGCGUGACCGCCGCAAGAACCGAUGGGACCAGAAGAACAGAGAUGGAAGUGGAGCAGGCCACCGCUCAGGCAGCUCAGGCCCGAGUAGCAGCCACCAUGCCUCUGCAUCCAGCCACUCCUUCUCAAAGAAACGGCGCCACUUGUCUCGCAGUCGGUCCCGGUCACGGAGUCGCUCCAGUAGCCGAUCUCGACGCCGUCACAGGUCUCGUCGAUCACGGUCCAGGUCACGCUCCUAUACAAGGCACUCACGGCACACCAGGUCACGCAGCAGGACACACUCAAGGUCAAGAUCACGAGACAGACACACUAGUUGGAGGAGAAGUCGAGGAACUCACAGGCGCUCUCAUAGUCACUCAAAAUCUCACAGUAGAUCCAAGAGCUUGGGCAAGAAAACACCUUCUCCGCCCCCAAAGACUACUACCAGCUCUGUAACUACAUCAGUACAGCCAGCCACUGCAGGGGAGCCCUUGGACCCACCAGCAAAGCUUCCCUCGCCACCCUGCCGCCGAUAUUAUGGCCGCAGGGGGCAGGAAAGCAACUCUGAGUCUGCCUCAGAAUCAGAGGCAGAGGAAAUUUCUACAAGCACCACCAUUACAAUGCAGACUUCUGCCAACACCAAUGUAAAAGCUAAUUUACUAGUGGCCCCAGCAACAGUGGGUAAUGGUUCUGCUGCUGCCAAAGAUGGACCAAAAUUAACACCACAGGAAAGACUAAAGAAGAAAACUCAAGCAUUGUUAAAGAAGCAGUUCAAGGCGGAUAAACGUCUGGAACGUGAAAGAGCAGAGAAAGCAGAACAGGAGCGACAAGACAGGGAGGAGGAGCUUAGAGAGAUGGCCAUCAGGCUAAGGCGCAGGGAAAGAGAGAAACGUCAUCGCCUGCAAGGAGAAGACUCUAGCUCUGAUGGGUCCAGGUCACGCUCAGGCUCUGGCUCCAGGUCAGGUGGUUCACGUUCACGGUCAAGAUCAAAGUCGAGGCAGCGGUCAAAGUCACGACAAAGAUCAAGGUCGUGUCAACGGUCUUCAUCUCGCUCAAAGUCGCCAUUCCCCCCCAAACAGGUACCAUCUGGAAGGUGGGGAGAUGGCAUGCGUGGAAGAGACCGCAAUACUUCCUAUGACUGGGGCAGAGAUGGUCACAGUAGACAGUGGGGUUCCUCCUCUCACUGGGAUUCGCAUCCUCCACUUGAGAGACACAGGGACUCCUACAGAAGAAGGUCUCGAUCCUACAGUCCUCCAGGUCGUUGGGAGAGAGAUCACCACAGCUCCAACAGGAGUCGUAGCAGAAGCAGAGGAAGAGACUUUAGCUAUAAUAACACCAGUAACACUGCUUCAUCCAGUGGAGGAGGCUUCAGGAGAAAGACCUUCCGAGACUAUGAACGAGAGAGAGACUGGGACUGUCCCAACCGAGAUGCUCCCCAGCGAAAUGAAGUGUUCCGGGACUACCAGCAUGGGUACCAACGGGACUACCAGCAUGGAUACCAGCGUGACUACCAGCACAGAAACUAUCAUCACAGGGAAGGUCGAGAUAGGGAAGGACCACCACAGGACUACAGGGACCGCCACCAAAGAGACCACCAGAGGGAUGGAGGCAGGCAGGGUAGCCAAAUGCAGCAACAGAGCCAUGGCUACGGUGAAGAGAGAGAGGAUGGUGGUCGCAUCGGCAGGAUCCGGUUGGUAGAUUACUGAAGACAGUUGUUCCUGAGAAAUACUCAGUAAUUGAAAGUAAGACAAGACAAUGGUAUAUGUAGGAGACAUCACCUUGCAUCUCCUCCUGCCUUCACAUCAAUCCACAUUACUUACCAAGUUCUAGGAAGAUUUGUAUUUUUAUAAUUUUCUACAGGAAUCUUCUGGAAAAAAGAUACAUUAUACAUUUUUUACUGUAUUGUGUGAAGGCACUUUCAUAUUGCUAUAUUAUCUGAAGUGGCAGUUUCUAGUAUCCUGCAGUACUAGUGUGCUAUUUUAUUUUGCUGUAAAAAUAGCCAUAAUGUUUAGAAGCUUUUAAUAAGAUGCAGUAACUGCCCACUUCCAAGAUUGAACCGACUUCAUUAGGUGUGGUCUUCAAGACAUUUUAGUAGUCUGAAAAUUUGCCAGUAUUUAUUUAUUUUUUUUUUCCCACAUGUUUUCAUUCCACAUAUUAAGAUGUUGAUAAGACAACUCUGACCUCUUACAUGCCAGUCGUUCACCUAAGAAGACAUGUUGAUUUUAAAAGGAAUGAUUUAUGCACAUAUCCAACCUUUUUAGGUAAUGUUAUUUUUGUUGAAUAUGUAAAAUAUAUGUACAUUUUUUUCUGAACAUUAUCUCCCAUGUUGUGUGAUAUACAAAGGAAAAAAGUAAAGACCUCAGAAGAAAUUAAUUAAAGACCAGAUAAAGUAAUAAAAAUGUGUGGAAAAUUUUGUCAAAUUUUAUCAUGGCUCUAUGUUAUUAUUAGGAACAAUAUUGCCUCAAUCACACUUUAUUUAAUAAUGUUGAUGAUCUGUUGUGAAAGUGGGAAAUAUUAUUACCUAUAUAGUGUUUGUGUUGACCAUUUCUUUAUGUAAGAGAGGAGGACUGGCCAAGGGCAACAAAAAAUAUAAAGAAAAAAGGCCCACUCUGUUACCAGUCUCCUUAUAGAGCCAAUAGAAUUAGCUAAAGGGUAGGGACAAAUUUAUUUCAGCACUUAAGGUAAUUUUUACAUUAUUCUAUUGAGAAAAGAUGCUACAGAAAAGAUAGUUGUUUCCUGACCAGCAGACACUAAUAUACUUCCCAAGUCCAUCUAAUUAUGAAUUAUAAUGGAAAACCACUGCUUGGAAUAUCCUCACAGGUAUUUUAUUGUAACCAGUGUUGAUCUGGAAUUGUUGGGCAUUCAUAUUAACUGUCUUGGUUUAUGCAGUGCUUGUUGACCAUUGUGCAGAAUUGUUCCAAGAGUGUUGAUGUAAUAAUCCCAGGUCUUCAUUAACAUAUAACACAAAACAGCAUUUGUUAAUAAAAGUUUUGUACAGCUGUGAUAAUUACUCCAUUUUCUAUGACAUUUAAUUCUGUAUAGGAUUGUUUCGUGCUUCCUCAAAACACUAGCCAUGUAAACAUAAUCUUUUGUUGAGAGGAUCCUUUUUUUUUUUUUUUUUUUUUCUCUCUCUCUCUCUCUCUCUUUCUUUGAGAUAUAAAUAUAUGUUCUCUCAUCAGCAACAUGUUCUAUGUGGGACUGAUUCAGGUGUGUACAUAAUACCUUUCUUUGACUCGUGCACUCCUACAAGACUGGGUAGGUCAGUGUUACCCAGACAUGAUUUAUUAGACUUCUUAAAGUUUUGGAAUCUUCAGGUAGUAAACUAACUUUGUCACCAGCUUUUAUUUUAAUAUACACUGUACCAGUAAUAAGUAUUGGAUCUGCUGGCUUGGAGGUCCAAUAGUUAUGGCAAAAAUAGCAUGGUCAUUUCGAGGGGGAACCAUUUUAGCGAAAAUUAUAAGCCCCAUAACAUUAUUGCAUCCCUCAGCUUUACAUCGCUAACUCAUAUCCUCCCCUCAGUGUAUUUUAGGGCUAGAUGGAGAGCAUUAUCGUGCACUCACUUUUUCAUGUCCAGUCUGUUUCUUAAGUUGAGGUAUAUCAUGAUUCCCUUACUCUCUGAAUAUAGCCAACUGUUCCAUUAUGUCUGAAUGACUUGCUUCCUUGAGGCUGAAGAUCUAUGCAAGUCUUAGAUGAAUACUCUUUUGUCUUAGCCACUUUAAUAGAUAAUUAAUUAUUACAAGUGAAUGUGGGAAACAAGUUGCUAGAGGUUACUGCUUUCCAAUGAGUCCUAAAGCACACUGAGGACAGGAUAGUAGUCAGUGGCACAAAAGCUGAUGGAUAUGGUAAGUGCUAUGACUUUUGGUUAAAAUUUGGUUGACUCUCAAGAGGACUGUGCUUUUUUGCCAUAAGUAUCGGCCUCCCCAGCUGGAACAUGCAGACCAAUAUUUAUGACUAGAACCAUACAUGAAGCACUCCUUUCCUUGUCAAGAAAUAGGGUGAUUUAAGAAGAGACAUAAUGGUGGUGGCAGUAACAUUAGACAGUUUGUCCCCAUUUCUACUCUUCCAGGUUGUUGUGUUGGUGUAAGGUGUAGCUGUAAAUACAUGUCAUUUGUUCCUAA
Portunus trituberculatus (swimming crab) is the source of this 5552-nucleotide messenger RNA. RefSeq names its product CLK4-associating serine/arginine rich protein-like. The transcript is spliced from 18 exons. The record is from RefSeq and is a predicted model, not a curated record. The coding region runs from base 375 to 3140 and encodes 921 amino acids. Lineage: Eukaryota; Metazoa; Arthropoda; Malacostraca; Decapoda; Portunidae.